AUUCGAGUCGAUCGCCGGAGUGGCUCGCGCCUCUCGCGAGGCCCGUGUCUCGCUCUCGUUUCGUCGUCGUUUCCUCCUCCUCCUCCUCCCCCCAUCUCCCCUCCCCCCCCCUCGCUCCAAAUGCGUCGUCCGAGCACGCGGUCGAGCACGCGCCGACCCGAGAUGCGCCACCAGGUAUUUAUGUAGUACCGACCACCGCCGCCUCCGAGCGUCGCACACUCGCCACCCUCGGCGUCUUCCGUCGUCACGUCGGAAGGGAGGAAGCGCGUCCACCCCGGCAUUCAUCGAGGAAGACUCGUCGUCGUCGUCGUCGCCGCCAGCGAGCGAGAAGGUGAGGAAAGGAGCAGAGGAGUGGAACGAUUCCGACGGUCGGAGACGGAAGUGUCGAACCGCCGACGGCGAUGGAUCAGAAACGCGUGUACAAGCUGGUGCUGACCGGAGGACCAUGCGGCGGCAAGACGACCGGACAGACCAGGCUGUGCACAUUCUUCGAGAACAUGGGCUGGAAGGUGUUCCGUGUCCCCGAGACAGCGACCGUGCUGCUCAGUGGCGGCAUCAAGUUUUCAGACCUGAACGCGGAGGAGGCGUUCAAAUUUCAGGAAAAUCUUUUGCGCACGAUGAUACAAAUCGAGAACACGUUCUUUCAACUGGGUGAGAGCUGUUCGAGGAAUUGCCUGAUCAUCUGUGAUCGCGGUGCGAUGGACGCCUCCGCCUUCAUUUCGAAGGAUAAGUGGGAGCUUAUGAUGGCCUCAAACGGAUGGAACAACGUCGAACUGAGGGACAACAGGUACAACCAGAUUAUCCACAUGAUUUCGGCGGCGAACGGCGCCGAGGAGUUUUACUCCACGGAGGAACACGCGUGCCGCUCCGAGGGCGUCGAGCUCGCUCGCGAGCUCGACUACAAGGCCGCGGCUGCCUGGGUGGGCCACCCGUACUUCGACGUUAUCGACAAUUCGCAGGAUUUCGAGACCAAGAUCUGCCGGAUGAUCGAGUGCGUGUGCCAGAAACUGGGCAUCGACACCGGCGACCGGUUGCUCGCCAGCAGCCGCAAGGUCAAGUUCCUUGUGAAGGCGCCGCUGCCAGCGGACGGCGAAUUCCCGCCUUUCCAGGACUUCGACGUCGUGCAUAAUUACCUCCAGAGCAACCAUCCCAAGAUGCAGGCUCGUCUACGCAAGCGCGGCCAGAAAGGUCACUGGUCGUAUAUCCAUACGAUUCGCCGACCGAAGAUGUGCGGCCAAGUGAUCGAGGUGAAGACCCAACUGACGCACCGAGACUACCUGAACAUGUUGGCCCAGCGCGACGAUUCGCACUUCACUAUCUUCAAGCGUCGCCGUUGCUUUCUCAUCAACAAUCAGUAUUUCCAGUUAGACAUAUACAGAGAACCGGCGCAUCCCAGAUGUCGAGGUUUGAUGCUGCUCGAGACUUACACGGCGUUGACGGGUGAGGAGCUGAAAAACACUCUGCCUCAAUUCCUGACGAUCGAGAAGGAGGUCACCGGCAACCCGGAUUACAGCAUGUUCAACCUCAGCUUACGCGAAGAAUGGAACAGCACCAAUAAAUACUGCCACAAUUUGCACGGCAUCAUGCAAUUGGCAGAGAAUCAAGGUAUUCCGACUUCGAAGAAUCUACUGACCGAGGUGCAAAGUAACGGUCUCGAUUGCAAAACCAGCAGCGCAUUGGGUUCAAUUACAAGUCGUCAGCAAGCGAUCAUCAACAAGAGCAUCAAUGGCACCCAAAACGGUCUGACGAACGGUAAAGCGACGUUCGCCGAGCGAUGUAAUAUAAACAGCGAUGGCCAAGAGCCGGAAAUUCGCAACGGUGAUUCAACCAUGAGGCCGGACGAGAGUUUACGAGAGUUGAAGGUAGAACCGCAAAAGAACGGAUUUGGUAAUAGGUUCUAAUGGGUGGGACAUGCGAAAAGUCAAGGAACAAUAAAGUCUCUUAAUAAUAAGCAAUUCGCGAACGAGUCCGAGCUGUAGCAGGGACUUAAACUUUAUCAGUAUCGGCGCGAAUUAUCUGAAUUAAUAUUGAGUGAACAACAACUACUAACGCGAUAGACUUCUAAAAUUUCAAACAGAUAAUAUCUAUUUUUUAAUCAAACUUGCGUGUCGUACUUAAGAAAUUUUCGUGGAGGGUCUUACGACCAGUUUCGUCAACGUCGAUUAGACUUGGAUCAGAAUCAGGAUCCAGCAUAAAUUUUUUGAAAAUUUACGACGAAAUUUUCACGAAAUUUCAGAAAGUCUCGAGAAAGAGAGAGAAA
Vollenhovia emeryi is the source of this 2260-nucleotide messenger RNA. RefSeq lists its product as uncharacterized. Bases 402 to 1901 code for a protein of 499 amino acids. Gene Ontology annotation, molecular function: phosphatidylinositol binding; GTP binding; phosphatidic acid binding. NCBI's taxonomy places the organism in Eukaryota, Metazoa, Arthropoda, Insecta, Hymenoptera, Formicidae. The record is from RefSeq and is a predicted model, not a curated record. Gene Ontology annotation, biological process: photoreceptor cell maintenance. The transcript has 10 exons.